GUUUGUGUCUUUUGUGUAUUUAAACAUCAAAUUUUUUUUGGUGUUUGUUUAAUCAUCUAUUUUCCGCUAUGUUUUAGCCGCUAUUUAACAACACUGCUUGAUGAUAGCAUUGGUGCCCUCAUUGUCUCUCUCUUCUCAACCCUAAUUUCGUGAGUCUCUCUUAUUGAUGGAAUGCUUGGUUUGAGUCAUGGUAAUUUUACUUUGGUUUCGUUCUACUUUAUGAUAUACUUACAUAUUGAAUUUAAAGGUGAUAUAGUGUUUGGACCUUUGAUAGCUAAUGGUUAUGACCUAUGCUUGACAACUCCUUUGCACUCUAAUGUAUUCAACUGUAUAUAAUCCAUACAGCUUGCCCCUGUUUGUUGUGCCAAUGCAAUUAGACACGAAAACUAAUUUGCCGUUUAAUUUUUCAGAAAAUGUUCAAUGGUCAAUCAGUUAAAUACUGGUUAAUGCGUUAAAUUCUCAAGGAAUGUGCAAGAUAGUGUUGCACGUGGUUUCUGUCGGCGAUCAUCUGAUAUGCAGGUAACCUAAAAAGGAUAUGUAUUUAACUAAACAUGUAUUUAAGAUGAGCAAGCAGUACCUUGCAAAUGUUGCUUUGAAAAUCAAUGUGAAGGUUUGGGGUAGGAAUACAGUGCUUGGUGAUGCACUUUCUCGACGCAUUCCACUAGUUAGUGAUAGGCCUUCGAUCAUUUUUGGCGCUGAUGUUACUCAUCCACACCCUGGAGAGGACUCAAGCCCAUCAAUAGCAGCUGUUGUUGCUUCUCAAGAUUGGCCUGAAAUUACCAAGUAUGCUGGAAUAUCUUAAUAAUAAUCAAUGAGUUGGAAUAUCUUUUAGAUCAUUCAAACAUACAAAAAUCAUGUAUCAGCAACCAGACUGGUGACAAUAAAAGCUGCCUGCCGAAGAUAAAGUAUCUCUCUUGACUUGAUUGAUUUUGUUUAAUUUUUAUAGGG
Medicago truncatula (barrel medic) is the source of this 948-nucleotide messenger RNA. Its product is annotated as protein argonaute 1. Gene Ontology annotation, molecular function: nucleic acid binding. The record is from RefSeq and is a predicted model, not a curated record. Lineage: Eukaryota; Viridiplantae; Streptophyta; Magnoliopsida; Fabales; Fabaceae. Bases 536 to 802 code for a protein of 88 amino acids. The transcript has 2 exons.